CUUCAAUUUCGCUCUCGUCUCUCCAUCUUCUUCUUCAUUCAUUCACUCCUACAGUCGUUUUUUUCUUUUCCUACUUACAAUCACUUCCUAAGAUUCGUCAUUCUUUGAUUCUUCUUUUCAGUUCUACACACACUCUUUUCCUCUGGAUCCUAUUCAUUCUUGGAUAGCGGGUUGUUAAGUCCCGUCUUAUACACCCAUUUUCUCAAAUCACUGACCUUUAAACCACUAUUUGAGCUCGUUGUAGCAGCUCGUUCACUCUCUAACAACUCUCCAAACUACUACGUACGGUUUUAUAAAAUAUUUAACAAAAUGUCGAUGAAACGUUUCUUCACUUCGGCAGUUGCCAUGGCGGCGGUUGUUGCUGCUGUUCCUGUUGCCCGUCCGCUCGAGAAGCGAGAACCCGUCACGACUAUUACUCUGACUUCGGCCUCUACCUACACCGCAACUAUCGCUCCUGCUACCCCUGUCACUCCUACAGGAACUGCAACUUACCCAGGAACUACAGCUCCUGUUCCUGAUAGCCCCAAGCCACCUAAGAACGGCAAGCCUGACGGUUCCUGUAGCUCCACAGGCACUUGCGGAUCUGGUAGCGGUGGCAGUUCAUCCGGUUCUAAGCUCCCUGGUGUCGCAUAUGCCCCCUACCGAGGCGAUCACCAGUGCAAAUCCAAGGACGAGAUCCAGCACGAUAUUACGCAGCUCGCAGCUGAUUUUUCAGUCCUUCGUAUCUAUGGCACCGACUGUGACCAGGUCGCCAAUGUCUACUCAUGCGCCAAGGGUAGCGGCUUGAAGCUGUUCCUCGGCAUCUGGAACAUUGACGACGUUCAAACUGAGGCCAAGACCAUCAUCAGUGCAAUUGACGACUGGGACGUUGUUGACACCAUCAGCGUUGGCAAUGAACUUGUCAACAACGGAGCUGCCAGCCCAGCAAAGGUCAUCGCCGCUGUCAAGCAGGCUCGUGAGAUCCUUCGUGCCGCAGGCUACCAAGGCCCCGUUGUCACAGUUGAUACUUUUAUUGCUGCCAAUGCCAACCCUGAACUUUGCAACGAAAGUGACUACUGUGCUAUCAACGCUCACGCCUUCUUCGAUGCCAACACUUCUGCUGAUGAAGCUGGCCAGUGGCUCUCCAACACUGUUGAAGACCUUCGAUCCAAGAUUUCUGGCGACAAGCGCAUCGUCAUUUGCGAGACUGGCUGGCCUACCAAGGGAAACAGCAACGGCAAGGCUGUUCCAGGUAUGAGCCAACAGAAGGCUGCUCUCGACUCUAUCAAGCAGGCAUUCUCCAGCCACAUGGGAGACUUGAUCCUCUUCUCUGCCUUCAACGAUCCCUGGAAGAAGGCCGAAGCCGCAACUUUCAUGGCCGAGCAAUGGUGGGGUAUCGAAGGCCAGGAAUCAGUUUCCAACAAGGACCCGUCGUCUUCUAACUAGGGAAUGGCUCCCCGAUUUGUCAUGUCAGUUAGACCUUCAAAUAUUUGAAUGGUUUGCGGUCACGUUUUACUCCGAGAUAACGCUCGACUUAUGUUUUUUCUAUGAUGUUUAAUGGUUUAUUGUUAUUGCUUGAGGGUUGUGGAUGCCGAUUAUCAGGUGGCCGUUGCAAGGCUGUACGAGCCUAUCAUCUUGGGAGGUAUGUUGGAGGUUUGUCUACUUUCCUAUUCAAGUUCCAACUACCUCAUCACAUCACCUCGCUUUAUGGCUGCUCUUUUAGAGAUGAGAAAAGAAUUACACCUUGUAUUUGUUAUUCGAAUUGAAAUAUCCGUUAUACAAUUUGAACUUGAAUUUAGCUUGAUGAU
This is a messenger RNA of Fusarium oxysporum Fo47, 1787 nucleotides long. Its product is annotated as glycoside hydrolase superfamily. The record is from RefSeq and is a predicted model, not a curated record. Gene Ontology annotation, cellular component: extracellular region; cell surface; fungal-type cell wall. The transcript is spliced from 3 exons. The coding region runs from base 310 to 1425 and encodes 371 amino acids. Gene Ontology annotation, molecular function: glucan endo-1,3-beta-D-glucosidase activity; 1,3-beta-glucanosyltransferase activity. Lineage: Eukaryota; Fungi; Ascomycota; Sordariomycetes; Hypocreales; Nectriaceae. Gene Ontology annotation, biological process: cell wall organization.